Molecule: messenger RNA, 4792 nt
Organism: Eubalaena glacialis (North Atlantic right whale)
Lineage: Eukaryota; Metazoa; Chordata; Mammalia; Artiodactyla; Balaenidae
Gene: IQSEC1
Product: IQ motif and Sec7 domain ArfGEF 1
Exons: 14
Coding region: 63-3422 (1119 amino acids)
Biological process (GO): regulation of ARF protein signal transduction; actin cytoskeleton organization
Molecular function (GO): protein binding; guanyl-nucleotide exchange factor activity
Source: RefSeq, a predicted model, not a curated record
GCCGCCGCUGGCCCGGCCUGGGUCCCGGGCGCCCGGCCCCGCCAGCUCCCGCCGCGGCCGCCAUGUGGUGCCUGCACUGCCACUCGGAGCGGACGCAGUCCCUGCUGGAGCUGGAGCUUGACAGCGGUGUCGAGGGCGAGGCCCCCAGCAGCGAGACUGGCACGUCGCUGGACAGCCCCUCCGCGUACCACCAGGACCCCUCGGCGCCCGGCUCCGGCCUGGGCGCCGACCACUCCGAGCACGCGCCAGGGGGCGCCUAUGGGCUGUAUGCGGGGCCGCCCGGGCAGCAGCGCACGCGGAGGCCCAAGCUGCAGCACUCGACCUCCAUCCUGCGCAAGCAGGCCGAGGAGGAGGCUAUCAAGCGCUCACGGUCCCUCUCCGAGAGCUAUGAGCUCUCCUCCGACCUGCAGGACAAGCAGGUGGAGAUGCUAGAACGGAAGUAUGGGGGCCGCCUCGUGACCCGCCAUGCGGCCCGCACCAUCCAGACAGCCUUCCGCCAGUACCAGAUGAACAAGAACUUUGAGAGGCUGCGCAGCUCCAUGUCCGAGAACCGCAUGUCGCGCCGCAUCGUGCUGUCCAACAUGAGGAUGCAGUUCUCCUUCGAGGGACCCGAGAAGGUGCACAGCUCCUACUUCGAGGGCAAGCAGGUCUCAGUGACCGACAAGGGUGCCCCGCUGGAGGCCCUGGUGCCGGCCGAGUGCGGAGACCUGGGCCCGCCGCCUGCCCUCCAGGCCCCUGCCCCGGCCGGCGACUUUGCGGAUGCCAUCACGGAGCUGGAGGACGCCUUCUCACGGCAGGUGAAGUCGCUGGCCGAGUCCAUUGACGACGCGCUCAACUGCCGCAGCCUGCACACCGAGGGGGCACCCGCGCCCGACGCAGGGCGGACCCGGGACGCCGAGCCCUCGCCGGCCCUGCACGGCGCCGAGCACCGCCAGCUGGACGAGAUGACCGCCUCGUACAGCGACGUCACCCUGUACAUCGACGAGGAGGAGCUGUCGCCACCCCUGCCCCCGUCCAGCGCCGAGUCGGACCUGCGGCUGCGGCCCGGGGGUGUUGCCCAGGACUACUGGGCCCUGGCCCACAGGGACGACAAGGGGGACACGGACACCAGCUGCCGGAGCACGCCCUCGCUGGAGCCCCAGGAGCCGCGGCUGCGCGGGGAGCACCUCCCCCUGCUCACUGUCGAGCCGCCCAGCGACAGCUCCGUGGACCUCAGCGACCGCUCGGACCGCAGCUCGCUGAAGAGGCAGAGCGCCUACGAGCGCGGCCUGGGCGGGCCGCAGGGCAGCCCCAAGCUCGGCCCCCACGGGCCCCCCAGGGGCCUCCCCCGGGAGGAGCCGGAGCCGCGGGCCCGGGCGCCCAGGCCCCUGGACGGCCACCUGGCCAUCAAUGGCUCGGCCAACAGGCAGAGCAAGUCCGAGUCGGACUACUCGGAUGGGGACAACGACAGCCUGAACAGCACGUCCAACUCCAACGACACCAUCAACUGCAGCUCCGAGUCUUCGUCCCGCGACAGCCUGCGCGAGCAGACGCUCAGCAAGCAGACCUACCACAAGGAGACCCGCAACAGCUGGGACUCGCCCACCUUCAGCAACGACGUCAUCCGCCGGCGGCACUACCGCAUCGGCCUCAACCUCUUCAACAAGAAGCCCGAGAAGGGCGUCCAGUACCUCAUGGAGCGCGGCUUCGUGCCCGACACGCCGGUGGGGGUGGCCCACUUCCUGCUGCAGCGCAAGGGCCUGAGCCGGCAGAUGAUCGGGGAGUUCCUGGGCAACCGGCAGAAGCAGUUCAACCGCGACGUGCUCGACUGCGUGGUGGACGAGAUGGACUUCUCCGCCAUGGAGCUGGACGAGGCCCUCCGGAAGUUCCAGGCGCACAUCCGGGUCCAGGGGGAGGCCCAGAAGGUGGAGCGGCUGAUCGAGGCCUUCAGCCAGCGGUACUGCAUCUGCAACCCCGGGGUGGUGCGGCAGUUCCGGAACCCAGACACCAUCUUCAUCCUGGCCUUCGCCAUCAUCCUGCUCAACACCGACAUGUACAGCCCCAAUGUCAAGCCCGAGCGCAAGAUGAAGCUGGAGGACUUCGUCAAGAACCUGCGAGGCGUGGACGACGGGGAGGACAUCCCCCGGGAGAUGCUGAUUGGGAUCUACGAGCGGAUCCGGAAGCGGGAGCUGAAGACCAACGAGGACCACGUGUCGCAGGUGCAGAAGGUGGAGAAGCUCAUCGUGGGGAAGAAGCCGAUUGGAUCCCUGCACCACGGGCUCGGCUGUGUGCUCUCGCUGCCGCACCGGCGCCUGGUCUGCUACUGCCGGCUCUUCGAGGUUCCAGACCCAAAUAAGCCCCAGAAGCUGGGGCUGCACCAGCGAGAAAUCUUCCUGUUCAAUGACCUCCUGGUGGUCACCAAGAUCUUCCAGAAGAAGAAGAACUCGGUGACGUACAGCUUCCGACAGUCCUUCUCCCUGUACGGCAUGCAGGUCCUACUCUUCGAGAACCAGUAUUACCCCAACGGCAUCCGGCUCACAUCCGCCGUCCCCGGAGCAGACAUCAAAGUGCUAAUAAACUUUAACGCUCCCAAUCCUCAAGACCGGAAGAAAUUCACUGAUGACCUGCGGGAGUCCAUCGCGGAGGUGCAGGAGAUGGAAAAGCACAGGAUAGAGACGGAGCUCGAGAAGCAGAAGGGUGUCGUGCGGCCCAGCAUGUCCCAGUGCUCCAGCCUCAAAAAGGAGCCCGGCGGCGGGACCCUGAGCCGGGCCUGCCUGGACGACAGCUACGCCAGCGGCGAGGGCCUCAAGCGCAGCGCCCUCAGCAGCUCCCUGCGUGACCUCUCAGAAGCGGGGAAGCGAGGGCGUCGCAGCAGUGCGGGAUCGCUAGAGAGCAAUGUGGAAGGGUCCAUCAUUAGCAGUCCUCACAUGCGCCGGAGAGCUACAUCAACACGAGACUGUCCAUCUCGCCCACACCAGGCCAUGCCCAACUCCUCCUCCCUCCUGGGCUCCUUAUUUGGGAGUAAGAGAGGGAAGCCCCCUCCCCAGGCCCACUUGCCCCCAGCCCCUCCCCAGCUGCCCCCCCACCCGCCUCAUCCCUCGCCCGGCCACCCCCAGGGGCCCGUGGAGGGCCCCUUGCAGGCCCCAGUGCACGGGCACCACGGCCAGUACUGCCCCCUCCAGCAGAACCCGCCCCCCUACCAUCACCACCACCACUACCACCCACCCCAGCACGUCCAGCACGUACACCAGUACCACCACGGCCCCCACGGGGGGCAGCCCGCCUACGGGGCCCACACGCACAGCCACCCGCCGCUGCCCUCGGCCCACGCCGGCCACCCGGGCCACGUGGGCCACCCCGUGCACCACCACGGGCAGCCCCCUGCCCCGCCGCCCCUCCCCAGCAGCAAGGCCAAACCCAGCGGCAUCAGCACAAUUGUGUAGACAGCCUGGGCGGGGGUCCCGGGACCCCCAGAGCAAGUGCACACCACACAGGCACGCCCAGGGGCGGCAGCCCCAGACCAGACCCAGGGCACUUUCUGUUUCCACCUCCCCGUCUGCUCCCGGCCCGGAUGGAGCCCCCCGAGCCCCGGGGCUUGUGUCACAGGGAACAAACCCCCCCUAGUUUCAUUUAGCGGUGGCGCCCUGGGCUCCAUCCACCUCAGCCCGGGAGGUGGGCCUCGGCCACCAUCAGCCCUGAAACGGUGCCGCCGGCCAAGUAGAUGUUGAGCUCCCCGCCCUGACCCCCCACCUGCAGCCCUCAGCUCUCUGCUCCCUCACUGUACAUGCAGAUGAGAACCCAGCCUAGGAAAAGAAGAGACGACACAAAAAACCAGAGACAGAACCAAACAAAAAACCCAAAACUUGCUGCAUUAUUGCUCUUUUAUUGACAAUGGGCAAAAAUUAAGUAGACCUGAUAUGGUUGAUGAAAAUACGUAAGUAAACUUUAUAUAAUAUAAAUAUAUAAAUAUAUAAAUAUAUAUAUAUAUAUACUGUAUAGGUAGUAUUUGUGUGUGAAAGGCAAACGUUUCAGUCCACGAAAUUAGCAAUAUAGACUUUACAAGGAGCUCCUCUUACCUGAUAGGAAAACAGUACCUUAGACAAACGUGUGAGAGGGUAGACCAAAAACUUAAAUGCUAGGGACAAAAUUCAUAUUCUUCCGUAUUUUCAUAAAAAAGAGAAGCCCCCCCCUAGGACUGGCGGAAAUCUUUACACGAUCAUUACUAACUGUGCCAAGUAACAUAGCAUCUAACUGUUUUAAAAGUCCGAUAUUGCUUUGUAUAAAUCCUUAUUUUAUUAACAGAAGACUAUCAUAAGUAAUCAGUAUUAUAACUGCUCUGUUAUUUCAGGUAAGCAAAUAGAUAAAAUGCAGUAAACUCUACAGUAGCAACUCGAGACAGCUAGUUAAGAACUGGUUGCCUUGGACCGUUGGUUACAGAUUCUUAGACACUUUAAUGGCUGCAAUAACUGUGAAUUUCCAUGAUCCAUGUUUCUUUUGUAUGCAUUUGAUUUAAUGCACACUCAUUCAGAGCCCUCUGCGGGGGGCCCCAUACACGGCAGAGGUAUUCAUCUCCAACAUGAAAACGACCAACUCAUCCUGUGUCCCCAGCACCAUAGCUCCCUCAUCCUGUUUCCAACCGCAGCAGGCAGACGCCCCGGAACCCGAAGGCUGCUCUUAGCGUUUAGCGACCCAGGGCAGUGUGUGUGUUUCCCGUUUUGUUUUCUGAGUGGUGGCCGUGAUCAUCGUGAUUCCAUGUGGCCGUGUGCUAGCGCGACCCCCGUGUCAUCACCGUGGCCCAUCUGACCCCGGCCGA